Molecule: messenger RNA, 4741 nt
Organism: Nasonia vitripennis (jewel wasp)
Lineage: Eukaryota; Metazoa; Arthropoda; Insecta; Hymenoptera; Pteromalidae
Gene: chm
Product: histone acetyltransferase KAT7
Exons: 13
Coding region: 175-2820 (881 amino acids)
Biological process (GO): regulation of DNA-templated transcription
Cellular component (GO): nucleus
Molecular function (GO): zinc ion binding; histone acetyltransferase activity
Source: RefSeq, a predicted model, not a curated record
AGCUUCAUAUUUGUCAACGAUCCGAUCCAAGCUCAUGUGGUAUAGUUUGGUACAAGAUAUGUCAGUAUUUAGUCAAUUAUUUGACAUAAAUGUGUGAAAUCAAGAAUUGUAAAGAAAAUAACAUUAUAAUGAUAGUUCUAAGUAUUCACCAUCGCCGUAGGUAGCAUAGUAAACAUGACUCCAAAACGAAAAACCACGAGCUCGGAGUCGACAUCCUCAAGCAGCUCUGGCUCCUCAUCCAGCAGUUCUUCCAGCUCAGGAAGUGAAUCCAGUUCCUCUGAUUCUGAAAAUUCGAGUAGUUCAGCAGCCAGUCAAAAAGCAUCAGACUCUGAUCGGGUAAAAAAGAAAGUACCUUUAGCUGCUGCUCGCCAUGUCAAAUCUAAAAAUGAAACAAACCCACCACCUGUGGAAGCUAAAGGCAAGGAGAAAGCUGCACCAAAAUCUAGGCCUGUUGUGUACUCCUCUGAGUCUGAAGAACCUCCGGUGAAAGGUAAGCAGCCACCAGCGAAGCGGAAACCACCAGCAAAGCCAAAAGCUACUGCUACAGUUGCUCCAGUUGUAAAACAACAAAAGCCUGCUAGUAAGCCAACUCCUCCUGUUGCGCAGCACAAAAAUACUUUGUCAUCGAAGCCAGUCAACAAAGUGAACAAAUUUCCUGCUAGUAUAACAUCUUCAGCUAAAUCAGGAGAUAAAAAUGCCAAAUCUAGCUCUGAACCAGCGCAGAAAAAAUUAAAGAAAAAAAGUAUUUUUAGUCCUGAAAAUAGUAGUGAAAGUGACAGUGGUGUACCUGUAAAACCACCUAGCAAGAAAGUUGUGAGUAAUUCAGUGAAUGCUGCGCAAUCUCAGCCUCAACAAGCUAAAGUAAAGCCAACUGAACAAAAAUCUCGUCCUCCAGUUGCCAAUAGACCUAGUUUAGUGACCAAACAACCAGUAAAAUCUGAGAGUUCUGCAAGUUCUAAAAGUUCAGGUGGAUCUGGUGGUUCUGGUUCAUCAUCGUCAGAUAGUAGUUCAGAAUCGGAGUCUUCAGAAAGUGAAGCAAGUCCUCAACCUCAACCAAAAAAGAAAGAACCUCAAUCUACCUCCAGACCUGCACCAAUUGUAAACACUCCUACAAAGAGAGCGGCCACUUCAAUAGCUACAGUAAAACCUCAAAAAAGUAUCAAACGUCAAAAUACAAUCAAAAGCGAAGAUGACAGUGAAAAUGCAGACUCCGAUAAAGAUAUGGAAGAUAAUGCUGAGGAGGAACAGAGUAAACCAGCUGCAAAAGGGAAACGGAAAUUACAAGCGCGUAAAGGCAAAACUCAGCCACCCCCAAUUAAAACGCUUGCGAGUGAUUCUGAAUCUGAUGCAGCGGAUAGUAAACGUAGUAUUUCAAAAUCGCCUAGCAAACGACCCGCACAAAGCCUGUCGUCCAGGCAAUUGGGUCUCAGUAGGUCGGCAAGUGGAAGUAUUCCUACUAAAGGUCAAAGCUCCAGCAGUAGGAUGCGCUCUGUAAAGGAGAGAGAAUGCCCAUUAGCACCUGCCUGUGAUUCUCGAGGUCAUCUUUCAGGAAGAUUUGACGUUCAUUUUACGUUAGAAGCUUGUCCCAUGUACCAUAAUACCUCCCCACAAGGCUGCAUAGAAUUCUAUAAGGAACGGAAAAAGCGAGAUGACGAACGAAAGCGAGUGAUAAUAAGUAUGGGAAAAAAGUCGCCUAAAGGUGGCUACCAAACGAACGAGCAGCGUAAUUAUCAAUUAAAAAUCAAAGAACUGAGAAGUAAAUUCAAAGGAGCGCUUGCGGACGGCAACGAGUCGGACAGUAGAGGAGAAACGCAGGGAAUCGACAAAAACCGACAACCGACGCUUGUGGGUCUUACGUCAGACUAUGAUCUCAAACUUUUCUUAGAGGCUCAAGCAGCUGCUAGUGAAAAAAUUGAAAAAGACUUGAAAGAGCUCGAAUUCGAGGGCGAAGGUAGAAACGGUGGCAUAGGCACCCGUUGCGUAGAAAUGGGUAAAUGGGAGAUGGAAGUCUGGUACCAGAGUCCAUAUCCCGAGGAGUACAGCCGUGCUCCAAAGCUUUAUUUAUGUGAAUACUGUUUGAAGUAUGCGAAGAGUCGGCAGGUAUUGAGAAGGCAUCGAGAAAAAUGCGUUUGGAGGCAUCCUCCAGGUCACGAGGUUUACAGGAAGGAAAAGAUAGGCGUAUGGGAAGUGGACGGGAGGCGAUACAAACUGUACUGCCAAAACCUUUGCCUUUUAGCAAAAUUCUUCUUAGAUCAUAAGACUCUCUAUUAUGACGUGGAGCCUUUCCUCUUCUACGUUAUGACAAUCAAUGAUUCCGAAGGCUGUCAUACAGUCGGUUAUUUUAGUAAGGAAAAAAGUUCCAAUAACAACUACAACGUCUCCUGCAUACUCACUCUGCCGCCGUAUCAGCGGCAAGGUUACGGUCGGCUGCUCAUCGACUUCAGCUACUUACUCACGAGGGUCGAGAAUAAAAUAGGCUCGCCGGAAAAGCCGCUGUCGGACCUCGGACUAAUCUCCUACAGGAGCUACUGGAAGGACGUGCUGCUGCAGUACCUCUGCAACUUCGGCGGCAAGGAGAUUUCCGUGAAAGACAUCAGCAAGGAGAUGGCCAUCGACUCGUCGGACAUCGUGAGCACGCUGCAAGCCUUAGGAAUGAUGAAGUACUGGAAGGGCAAGCAUAUCAUACUUAAGAAGCAGGACGUGAUCGACGACUACAAGGAGCGGGUGAAGCGCCGGGGUACCGUCUACAAGGAGAUCGAUCCGGAGUGCCUGAAGUGGAGCCCUUUCCAGCCGCCCAAGACGCCCUCUGCCUCGAGCUGAAGUCCUCCCGCCGCCAGACAGCAGCGCCCGGCGAAGCCGUAAACGGCCCGCGACAAGCAGAUUUCACGCCCGGGAUAUUGCAUUAUAUAUAUGCAUACACAGACUAUAUAUAUAUACACUAUACAUAGAUACAUUGUACGUGCAUACGUGGAUCGGAGCGUGUUCAGCGUAUAACUUCUUUUCGCUCGAGAGACCCCCUCGAGCUAAUUCUCGUGCUUCCGAGACGAGGGUAUCGCGGAGGUGUGGUCUGUAGUAGCUUCUACUUCUUCUUCUUCUUCUUCUUUUUACUGUCUUUUCGCUCCCUCGCGCGCGCACGCUGGACGAGCGCAGCUUGUAUUACUGCGCUCGGCGCGCGGGUUGAGCGAGAGAUUCGCCAUGUUCGAGUGAACUAUUUUGUUGUUUUGAUAGCUUAUACAGUUUCACUUGAAAAUCGCGAAUCUUUUGCGUCAUCUGACGGGAGAACUCGCUCGGGUGAUAUUGAAAGUAAACGAAAAAUCACGGUUUUCUAUACCAAGCAAUAUUUAACGAAUGCUUGCUCGUAAUAUUCCAGAGUGGAACUCGUGGGCGAUCGAUUGUUUUAAUCAAUGGAGCUGUAUUGUUCGCUGGAACUGAAUACAAGCUUCGCGUUGCUGAAGUAUCGAUCAACGCGUUUAAUCAAAUUGAAAGUUUCACUCGGGGAGUAUUAGGGCGUUGUUGUCGAAUUUGAAGUUUGCAAAACGGAUCGUGUACAGAACGGAGAGCAUAUUUUAAAUAGUUUAUUAUACAACUUUUUUUACCAUUUUACAGUAUUAGGUGAUAUCCUGCUGAAAGAAAGAACGUUUGAAUGCAAACAUUCAUUGAUUUUCGUUUAAUUUCAUUUGAGCGCGCCCAUCUCUUUUUUGUUUCGAGGAUAUUUUUUAACUCUUUAUCCGAUUCAUUUUCGCGGGUGCAAAGGACGAAAUUGAAACCCGUAAAAAAAGAGCGCUGUUAAUGCUUCAGAACGAAAGUGUAUAUUAUACAAUGAUAAGAAUAAGAACUGUUAAUUUAUCGUAUACUUUAAUUUUAUGCAGCUGCUUAAAAGGAAGCUCUAUUUAUUGACUCGUUUUGUUGUAAAACGUCGCAACGGUAAUUCUGAAACAUUAACAGUCAGGAUUGAUUGUCUAUUUGCAUCCGAUUUGGAAAGGAAUUUUCUAUUUUUUUUUCGGAGCACACUUUAUACACUCAUCGAACACACGUCGACUUGUACAAUAUACAUAAUCGAUUUCCUUCCACCGACUGUGUUAAUCAUGGUAUUGUAGUUUUGUUUUAUUUAGUGUCUUUUGUCACGUUAUAAAAAUUAAUGUACAUUAUUAUUAUUAGACGUUUUGUAAAUUGUGAAAUGUUAUACAUGGACUGAGAGAUGAACUUUUAGUGUAAUUUUUUUAUUUUUCGAGGUUGUACAGUCUGAAGAUUGGAAGAAUAUUAUUCAGAAUGAUCUGUCAACGAAGAGACGAUCGUUAAGUACAAACUAUCAACUUUUCACAUGUAACUAAAUAUAUUUUUAGCCGAUAAAGAUAUUUACGUAAUUUGCUACAAUAAUGAAUUUGUAUAGUUGACAAAGCGGAGCCACGUUAACACUGAUAUAGCAGUGAUGACAGCGAUCAAUUCCACAAACCCCCCGUUAUAUUAAUCUAUUCUUCACUAAUUGAAACCUUCUUUGUCUCAGUUUAUAAGCCACGAUUUUUUUCAUUUACUCUUAGAAAUUUUGUACUCUAUUGUAGUUUCAACAACUGAGUGUCCGUCACGUUUUAUUUAAAUCAUGAAUGCCAGAAGAACUCGUUUAAAUAAUUUACGCAUCAAAUGUUGAAUGUAAAUUAUAUUGUAAAAUAUAAAAUAUACAUGAAAAAAAAAUACAUAUAAAUUAGGAAAUGGAAUGAUAAUAAACCAGAAUUUUUAAUAAGUA